Messenger RNA from Penaeus chinensis, 836 nucleotides. RefSeq lists its product as uncharacterized. Bases 135 to 836 code for a protein of 233 amino acids. NCBI's taxonomy places the organism in Eukaryota, Metazoa, Arthropoda, Malacostraca, Decapoda, Penaeidae. The transcript has 4 exons. The record is from RefSeq and is a predicted model, not a curated record.
AAAAUAAACAACACCUUCGAAAAUGUGAUGCAUGGGAUGGUAGCUGAAAUUUGAAAGUUUAUUUUGUGGAUCAGGGAUAUGGUUUUCUGGAGUUGCAACUGAAGAAUAGCUGGAGCACGGCACAUAACUUGAAAAUGGCUUGGAGUUGGGCGCCAAGUAAUUUCAAUUAUCCUGGCCAAAGUAAUGCAAUACAUUAUGGGGGAAGAGGAACUGCCCAACAACUUCCAAAUGCUCCCUUAUGUGAUCUGCUUGGGCUUCCAGUACCAGUGCAUACUAGUAAUCACAAUAAUAAUGUACAACAUAGAAACCGGCCCAGGCAAUAUUAUGAGCCAAGAGGGCAGUUCCACCAGAGGCGUUUCCCAGCACCACACUAUAAUAACCAUAGAAACAGGCCACAAAACAGACCUCUUUUGAGUAAUCCAUACUUACAUGAGAAUAGGCAACCAAGAUUUACUCAAAACCCUAGAAACCCAACAUUUGUAGGAAACCCUAGAAACCCAACAUUUGUAGGAAACCCUAGAAACCCAACAUCUGUAGGAGAUCCUACACAAGGAACAAACUCAAGAUGGAUGCAAGAAUGGCAGCGUGUGGAAACCAUGAACUUAGUUAGAAGUGUUACUAUAAAGCAUGAUCCAUUUUAUGAUGUUCAUGAUACAAUAUUGCAGAACAUUAUUAUAAAAAAAAAUUCAGAGCAAAUGCAGUUGACUUUCAAAUUCAACUUAAGAUCAGACCAACUGGAAAACCUUCGCAGUGAUGACAUGUAUCAGGGAAGAAGUUCGACAGGCCCCCACUACACUAUGCAGCACUUCCAGUACCAGUUGCUAUUAGGCCAAUAA